This is a messenger RNA of Lytechinus variegatus (green sea urchin), 909 nucleotides long. RefSeq lists its product as uncharacterized. Lineage: Eukaryota; Metazoa; Echinodermata; Echinoidea; Temnopleuroida; Toxopneustidae. The coding region runs from base 35 to 343 and encodes 102 amino acids. The transcript has 3 exons. The record is from RefSeq and is a predicted model, not a curated record.
AGGAGAUAGUAAAAAAUAACACACGGGCGUCACAAUGUGCCGCUGGGGAUGCCCGACUGUCGACACGACCUACAUGUGUAAAUGGUGUGGGACGCGGUAUUGCCGGGCCUGCCUUCGAGGGGAUUUCACAGGGGUCAUGCCGGAGCCCUCACGAUGUCGAAAGUGCAAUCAGAAAAAAUGCCAGGGUGAACGCGUGGAGUAUGUGGAGCCUAAACAUCCGGUAAGCACGGACAAGAAAGGACGAGGACUCUCGUCGAAAUCCUCAAGAUCGUCUAAAUCAGCCAAAUCAACAAAGUCUAAGAAAUCAGCCAAAAAGAAAUCGGGCAAGAAGCGAAAGAAAUGAAGCGAGACAGGAGGCAUGGAACGCUUGUCACGUGGCCAGCGCGGCAGAGCCAAUCAGAAUUUGAAUUCAAUUCGAUCCCAAGCUUUUAUCAUCUUUCACAUCCGAAAGCGAGCUUUCGCGAUUGCACCGAGGACGAAUUCUACAAGAUAGUCAACCUACCGAACUUGCUCGUCAAAUCCGAAUGAAUAGAUGAGAGGUCUUUGUCGAAAAACUGAUCGUCGUGAAAAUUCUUAGCUGACGAAAAAGUGCAAAUAUGUUGUUUGUCCACAGUCAGGGACGAAACUGCUGUCCCGAGUAACCGACCCUCGACAAAGACUCCAUUGACAUGAAAGACCUUUGACAAUAGAUUCUCUACGUUCCAGAAAGCAUCUACGAAGUGGUUCCGAAAACUUCCUAAUGACAAACGACAUCGCCGUGUUGGGACGUGAACCCUGUGGGUGUGUUGGUGUCUUUUACCCACCACGGCAACAGUCUACAUUCGUCACUCUCAACCCACACUGUAAAAACUGUGGUGUUAAAACUGACACCAGUUGGUGUUAAUAGAGGACCACACCCAGUGCUAAAAC